This is a messenger RNA of Erythranthe guttata (spotted monkey flower), 1084 nucleotides long. RefSeq lists its product as hypothetical. The record is from RefSeq and is a predicted model, not a curated record. NCBI's taxonomy places the organism in Eukaryota, Viridiplantae, Streptophyta, Magnoliopsida, Lamiales, Phrymaceae. Gene Ontology annotation, molecular function: protein binding.
AUUUAAAAUCCACAAAACAAUUAUAUUCAGCUUUCAUUUAGCGCUACCAUGAAAUCAGUGGCGCAGAAGCUACGAUUCCUCCGCCGGAACCCGCCCUCUAAUUUCUCACUCAGGUGGACCUCUACAACCACCAAUGGUGGCGCCGCCCUAACCGAAGACGAGUUGAAAGAAAUCAACGCCGUCGUCCCGCGCCUCUGCUCCUCAAACCACCUCAAAGAGGCCAUUAACCUCGUCUCCGCCGCCCUCUCCGCCGCAGACCCUCCUCUCAGCUCACUCCCCCUCCCCUCCCUCGUAAACAGGCUCGCUGAGGAACCCGAUCUCACCCACCCCAUGCACUUUCUCAACGCCCUCAAGCACAACGCCGCCACCGGAAAACCCCAAUUUCUACUACCCGUCGCGAAAAUGUUCGUCUCCUCUUAUUUCCAAAAAGGCUGCCCGAAGUGCGCCGCCAAAAUUUUCCAGUGGGUAUCGCGGCCCGAUUUCCCCGGCGGCGCGGCCGAUGAUUUGGAGUUCUACGAUGCUCUCGUUGAUGGAUUCUGCAGGAAUAGGAUGAUUCUGGAUUCAAUUAGGGUUUUGAGGUUUAUGGCGAGUGAGAAUUUAGUGAUUGGGAGUGAAAUUAGGGUUUUGGUGUACAGGGGUUUGUUGAGGGAGGCUAGGGUUACAGAUGCAUUGGAGAUGAAUGCUGCAUUGGAUUGUGGUGGUACCCUGGGGAGUGAUGGUUGUACUUCCAAUUCGAAGGAGGUGGUCGAUUUAUUGGACCGGCUGAUCGCAAAUUGGGUCGAGUAAAAAAAAUGUGGUAUAAUUGCAGCGGAGAUUAUGCAUUACACAAGAUUAUUAAUACGUUGGAUAUGAAUCGAGGGUCUUUUGAUGCUUAACGAAUAACGAACAUUCAUUUUCCGAUUCGUUCUUUUUGCUUACUUAAAGUUUGAGCAGGCUUUUUUCAUUCAAAAGCUUUUGGACAACUUUCGCAUUAGUUGUCGAACAAAUACGCUGCAAAAGUUGUUCGAAAACUUUUUACGGGUUCGGAGGAUGUAUAGCAUGAACGUUUUUUAUGUGUUAUGGAUAUUAGUUUUUGUUUUGUUUC